Acanthaster planci (crown-of-thorns starfish) is the source of this 1360-nucleotide messenger RNA. RefSeq names its product CDP-diacylglycerol--inositol 3-phosphatidyltransferase (gene cdipt). Gene Ontology annotation, molecular function: CDP-diacylglycerol-inositol 3-phosphatidyltransferase activity. Gene Ontology annotation, biological process: phosphatidylinositol biosynthetic process. NCBI's taxonomy places the organism in Eukaryota, Metazoa, Echinodermata, Asteroidea, Valvatida, Acanthasteridae. The record is from RefSeq and is a predicted model, not a curated record. Gene Ontology annotation, cellular component: membrane; Golgi apparatus.
ACCGAUCUUACGAGCGACAUUUCGACCGGCGUUUCGAGAAUUAUGUGAGAGCGAAUGCAGAAAAAUGGACUUCGUGAACCUAAUUCACAGGAAAAGACAUUUAGGAGCCCGACUACUCCCCCCCCCGCAUCUGCGGCAAGCAGCGCCCUCUUUUGACACAGUUUAUAAUAAAUGUUGGGAGAGUGACCCGCUUCCUAUUAUCAUCUGACAUUUCUGCUAGAAAGCGGUGUGAAAAUGGCCGAAAACAUAUUUCUGUUCGUUCCAAACCUAAUAGGGUAUGGCCGUAUUGUGCUAGCAUUGAUUUCAUUUUACUACAUGCGGACUGACUACGUCACCACGACCUGGUGUUACCUGCUCAGUGGUUUAUUGGACGCCUUUGAUGGCCAUGCAGCAAGGAUGCUCAACCAAGGGACCAAGUUCGGCGCCAUGCUAGACCAGUUGACCGACCGCUGUGCAACAAUGUGCCUGCUUGUGGCCUUGUCAGUCUUGUACCCGGACUACAUGUUUUGGUUCCAGCUCAGUAUGUCAAUCGACAUUGCUAGCCACUGGCUCCAUCUUCAUAGUUCCAGCGUGAAAGGAAUUGCCAAUCACAAACUGAUUGACAUGUCAGGCAACCCCAUCCUGCGUAUCUACUACACCUCCAGGCCGGUUCUCUUCACCAUGUGUGCUGGAAACGAGCUGUUCUACAGUAUGCUGUACCUUCUGUAUUUCACUGAGGGACCCCUGAUCCCCAUUGUGUCUGUCAGCAUCUUCCGUCUGAUCCUCCUCAUCUCGGCUCCGGUUGCCCUGGCAAAGACGGCCAUCAGCCUCGUCCAUCUCGUCACCGCCUCGCGGAACAUGGCCAUCAUUGACGUCAAUGAAAGAGAGCAGAAAGCCACGAGCCAGAAGGACUGAGACAAACGCGGUAAGAGGAUUGAAAGGUCGAAGGUCAUGAGGUAGUGUAUCUCAGUCCCGCCUAUGUGAUGGAUUGCUAUUACAUAGUCCACGGUCCCUCCCCUCAUCUGAUGAUGAAGACACACCCCUUUUACAUCUUAUUCAAACAAUAGUUGGCACUGGCACCGUAACGUACAACCAGAUUCCAAUCUUAUUGAAGCUCCCAUUUACAGUAAAUGUCACGUGAAAAUAUCAGUGUAAAUGCCAAGUGUAGAAGUGCAUUAUAAUCGUCUUCAGCUGUCUUGGACAGCCCAUUGUUUAAGCUCGUUAUAAGCCUUGCCAUAUUUAACUGCAAGGCUUGAGGUGUUAACCCCUUCGCUACGGAUGACUGCUAUUACAGCGCCUUCAUGUGAGCAUUAGUGCAUACCACACAUACAGUCUAUUCACCAUGCAGCUGCUGGUUCAAUGGGGCCUUCUGCUGGACAAA